Molecule: messenger RNA, 1110 nt
Organism: Aspergillus affinis
Lineage: Eukaryota; Fungi; Ascomycota; Eurotiomycetes; Eurotiales; Aspergillaceae
Exons: 1
Coding region: 1-1110 (369 amino acids)
Source: RefSeq, a predicted model, not a curated record
AUGACACUUCCGACCACUCAACUACCCACCCCAUCCACAAAGAUCCCAGCUAGUAAUAACAAGACCCAACCCCACACUCCUAUCGGCCUCCAUGGCUUCGUCGAUCUCCUCGCAAACUGCUACUACCGCAUCCGCGCCUCCCAGCGCGGGUUUCCCAUCGAAGCCAUCGAGCUGAUCGCACACACCCUCGAGUUCGCACGCGCACGCAUCAACGGGGCCAAGCAACAACAGCAUCCUACCUCAUCGACCCUCACAUCCAUCCAACUCAAUGUAGCCGUCCUCAUGGGCCUCAGCCAACUCGUCGAAUCCGCUCACCCGCUCGCCCUCUUCGGCAUCGCCACCUUCGCCAUCUUCGAAGUCUGCAGUGGCUCCUUCGGACGCUGGCACUGCCAUCUACACGGUGCGCGGUCCCUCCUCGAUCUACACUGUCGCAAUCGAGCCGACUUCGAGACCCUAAGUCGCAGAAUCACCGGGCUUGGCGACGUUCUGAGAUACCUGGUCUGGUUCGACACCACAGGGGCUCUGAUGCGUGGGGGGAACUUGAUCUUCGACGACUGGCACCGCGAGACGCUGCAGACUAGUUUCUAUGAAUCCGUGGGCUGUCCACCAGAGACAUUCGAGUUGUUCGUACACCUAGCGAAAUACCACCAUGUCGAGAGAGCCGCUACUCUCGAUGCAGUGGAUCUCGCCUGGCGCGCAAUGGACCAGAUCCUGCAAUCGCAAUCAACCGACUGCACGACUGAUCGAGGUCGCGCGGCUGUAGUGUAUCGAUAUACGGGUGCCAUCGUGGCAUUCACUCGCGCGGGCUGUAAUCAAAGUACCACCACCACUACUAAUAAUAAUAUAUCGACAACAAUGCUGUCUUCCCGCGUGGUCUCGUCCAUGGUAGAUAAAGUCUGCGAGGCCGUGGCUCAGAUGGACGUGAGCUCACAGUUCUACAUCCACAUGGCAACGCCUGUCUAUCUGACAGGGAUGAACGCGACGACCGAGGCGCAGUGUGCCGUGUUUCGCACGUACUGGCGAAAUUGCCAGUUGGGUGACUUUCCGCGCUAUCCGGAUGGACAGGCGCAGUGUGAGCGGAGGUGGAGGAAUAACCGAGUGAUAGUGUAG